GCACUAUUGUGUGUGCGGAUUCGAAAACAAAUCCAUUCACAAAAGUAGAGAGUACGUUACAAUAAAGAAGCAACAUGCUGCGUAAACGUCAGAUGUUGUCAGUCGAAUAUUGAGUGAUAUGAAAAAGGUUUAUGUGGCCGGUAAAAAAAUAAAAAUUUCAGUGUUUUUAACAUGGCAAUCCAAAGAGAAAAAAAUAUCGUUAUGAGUGAGAUUACGAGUAUUUUUACAUGGACUCGCCAACUUGAGUGCCCACCAACAGCAUACAAUGAUUCGAUGAAAAAAAUAUUGUGCAAGGGAGUACUAGAAUUCCUGUGGGAGGAUAUUUCCAAUUCUACAUUUCCUGUGGCAGAAGCAUGUAAAAUAAGAAAAAAUAUUUUGUUGUAUAAACUGAAGCAUGGAUUGAAUGACUCUGCAAUUACAGCUAUAAAGCAUUUAAACCAACUAAAAUCUAAGAGUAAUACAUUGAAACAGCAGAUAUCUACAUUAGAAGAUGAGUAUGAAGAACAAGAUUAUGUUGUCAGACAAAAAAUGCAACGGUUGAAAGACAUAAAGGACAAGCGUUCAAUGAUCAGUACGAGAAAAGAUUUCCUGAAACUGAAACAUGAUGAAACCAGUAAGCAGUUGAAAGAUUGCGGUGUCAUGAGACAAGUAUGUCAACGUUUAAUGCCAAACACUUCCAAGGAUAUAGGUCAACAAAAAUUGAGAGAGAAUCUGGAUACAAUAGCAGACUUGCGUUCAACUACAAAUAAAAAAAAGCAAGUUUGGGAAAAGAUAUCGAAUUCUCUUGGUAGUAUCGAUAUACACACAUUAUGGACACAUUUGUAUCAAGCAUUGUCACAAGAUUUAGACAAAUUAAUGAAGCUGGAGAUUAAAAAUGAUUCUAACAACUCGACUGUAGCGAGCGAGAAUAUAGAUAUCGGUAUUGCAAGAGCAUGUGGCCAAAAUAUAUGCAUGAUAUCAAAACGUAUAUUGUCUAACGCUAAAGUUAAAAUAUACCAGCAACGUUUAAUGGAAUUCAUAGAAUUAAUUGAGUCGUUAUCCCACGAAGAUAUUAACACGUGGUUAGCUUUAACAUUGGAGGUGAAAAAAUUAGAAGCUGAACAAGUAUAUUUGCAAAACGAAGUACAGGGAUUGAAGAACAAUAUCCAGGACAACUUUUUACUUAAUCACGAUAUAGCUCAGUUAACGACUGAUAUAGAAACAGUUGACGCACAGAUGGACGGAUAUAUAAAGGAUAUUCAGCAGUCUAUAGCCAUUUUCAACUCUGCAGCAUCGCUUAUACUUAAGGCGAAAGAGAAGUUGCAAUAUGAAUUACAAAAGAUAGUGGCGUUACAGUCCGACGAUUAUGAUCCGAAAUGUUUGAAUAACCCGUUGGACAUCGAACUGGAUAUGUUUUAUAAUAAUUUAGAUCUCAAUGCUUUGCGAAAAGUAAUGUUGAAAGGAGAUGUGGGACUAUACAGAUACACAAUUUGUAAUCUCAGUAAAGUCUCCAUUACCACAAUUAAUCCGCAAUUUUCGAGGAUUAAAGCUUACUUCCCGAUGAUACAGAUGCCAAUAUAUUGUCUCAUAGAAUGCUAUAGGAAUGCGAUCGCCAGUAUAAUUUAUACGAAGUUACAUUGUUCCGCAUCAAUCAAAGAUAUUGAUCAAUGCACUGAUAGAUUAGUAUCACGAGAAAAAUGCGAUUAUAAUAGCCUGGAGCUAUUAAGCUUCGGCAAAGUCGUUUGCGACCAGGCACGCGAAGAGAUCGAGCAUUUUAACGCGAUUUUAAGAGCUUGGACAUAUCAAGAAGUACAAGAAGCGAUGGCGCUUGUCGAAACUACUGUAGACAAUGUAUCCUUUAAAGAUUGGUUGCAGCGUUAUAGCUUAUUAUUGUACAUGAUACAAAAUGGUAAAUGAUCAAAAUGUGCAUCCGCCGUUUAUCUACACCUAUGUUAUUAUCACGCGUGUGCAAAGAGUUUUGUAUAAAUAUAACGUAUUUUUAUAUACCGAAUAGAUAAGCUUGUACAAAAAUUUCAGAAAUACGAGAAAAUGCGAUAAAUUGAUAAUAUAAAUCCUUUCAUCAAAAUUAAAUUUUUUGCGAGAUAUAAUUGGUAAAAAUAAUUAAAUAAAAUAAUUUGCAAAUUCUAAUUAUAAUGCGUGACAGAGUAUAAGAGAUAAUGGUACUAUCGAUAUGGAAAAUACACAGGAAUAGUAAAUAGACUUAUAUUUUUCACAAAAAUAUGUCACGUAAUACAUGUAAUGAACCAAUUGUACGAUUAAUUAAUUUUUGUUAUAAUAAAAUGUAGAAAUUCUCCCGA
Messenger RNA from Formica exsecta, 2297 nucleotides. RefSeq lists its product as uncharacterized. The record is from RefSeq and is a predicted model, not a curated record. NCBI's taxonomy places the organism in Eukaryota, Metazoa, Arthropoda, Insecta, Hymenoptera, Formicidae. Bases 172 to 1896 code for a protein of 574 amino acids. The transcript is spliced from 9 exons.